CUCAUGCUGCACUGACUGCUGUGCUCGUCAAAAGACUGAUACCCUUUUACAAUUGGAACUUGAAAGUGAAACCAAAUUGUCUAAGCUGUUGUUCCAUGAGUCUGUGAAAGCUAUGGCAUCUAAAUGGUUCUCCGAAGAGGAUUUAUCUUGUCCUGUGUGCUGUGACAUCUUCAAGGAUCCUGUUGUCCUCUCCUGUAGUCACAGCAUCUGUAAAGUUUGUCUGCAGCAGUUCUGGGACACCAAAGGAUCCAGAGAAUGUCCUGUCUGCAGGAGAAAGUCAAAUGACAAUCCUCCGCUUAACCUGCAUUUAAGAAACCUGUGUGAGACCUUCUUACAGGAGAGACGUCAGAGAGCUGCAGCAGGGUCUGAGGUGCUCUGCAGUCUGCACAGUGAGAAACUCAAACUCUUCUGUCAGGAGGAUAAACAGGUUGUGUGUCUGGUGUGUCAGACCUCAAAACUACACAGAGGCCACAACUUCAGUCCCAUCAAUGAAGCUGCACUUGACAUUAAGGAGGAACUGAAGAUCAAACUGGUGUACCUGCAAGAGAAACUGAAAACAUUCGAAGAGGUUAAACUCAUCUGUGACCAAACAACAGCUCACAUACAGACUCAGGUUUUCAACACAGAGAAACAGAUCAAGGAGGAGUUUGAGAAGCUUCACCAGUUUCUACGAGAUGAAGAGGCAGCCAGGAUAGCUGCACUGAGGGAUGAAGAGAGGAGGAAGAGUCAGAUGAUGAAGGAGAAUAUUGAGAAGAUGAGCAGAGAGGUCUCAUCUCUUUCAGACACA
Engraulis encrasicolus (European anchovy) is the source of this 787-nucleotide messenger RNA. Its product is annotated as E3 ubiquitin-protein ligase TRIM35-like. The annotation marks the transcript as partial. The transcript has 4 exons. Lineage: Eukaryota; Metazoa; Chordata; Actinopteri; Clupeiformes; Engraulidae. Gene Ontology annotation, cellular component: cytoplasm. Gene Ontology annotation, biological process: protein ubiquitination. The record is from RefSeq and is a predicted model, not a curated record. Gene Ontology annotation, molecular function: ubiquitin protein ligase activity; zinc ion binding.